This is a messenger RNA of Entelurus aequoreus (snake pipefish), 3678 nucleotides long. RefSeq names its product phospholipid-transporting ATPase ID-like. The transcript has 20 exons. Gene Ontology annotation, biological process: Golgi organization; phospholipid translocation. Gene Ontology annotation, cellular component: plasma membrane. Lineage: Eukaryota; Metazoa; Chordata; Actinopteri; Syngnathiformes; Syngnathidae. The coding region runs from base 63 to 2951 and encodes 962 amino acids. Gene Ontology annotation, molecular function: magnesium ion binding; ATP binding; ATPase-coupled intramembrane lipid carrier activity. The record is from RefSeq and is a predicted model, not a curated record.
GAUGUGAACCUCCAAACAACAGGCUUGACAAAUUUAAAGGCACACUAACAGCGGAUGGACAAAUGCACUCUUUGGACCAGGACAAAGUGCUUCUACGAGGAUGCACUCUGAGGAACACAGAGUGGUGCUUUGGACUGGUUAUCUUUGGAGGUCCCGACACCAAGCUAAUGCAGAACAGCGGGAAAACGACGUUCAAACGGACCAGCGUUGAUCACCUAAUGGAUGUCUUGGUGCUUUGUGUAUUUGUCUUCCUGCUGGUCAUGUGCUCCAUUCUGGCCAUCGGUCAUGCAACCUGGGAGACGCAGGAGGGUUCAGCGUUCAACGUGUUUCUCCCGGGCGAACCUGGCGUCGAUGCUCCUCUCUCAUCAUUCCUCGCCUUCUGGUCCUAUAUCAUUCUUCUCAAUACCGUGGUGCCAUUGUCUCUCUUUGUUAGCGUGGAGGUCAUCCGUCUGGGGAAUAGUUUCUACAUCGACUGGGACAGGAAGAUGUAUUACCCCAAGUGUGACACUCCCGCCCAGGCCAGGACUACCACUCUGAACGAGGAGCUGGGUCAGAUCAAAUACAUCUUCAGUGACAAGACGGGCACCCUGACGCAGAACAUCAUGACCUUCAAUAAGUGCUCCAUCAACGGCAACAAUUAUGGAGACCUGUUUGGCUGUUCAGGGCAGAGGAUGGAAUUAAAUGAGAAAACACCAAGGGUGGACUUCUCGUGGAACCAGCUGGCCGAUCCAAAGUUCGUUUUCCACGACCACAGUCUGGUAGAAACUAUUAAGGAGGGCAACAUGGAGGCUCAAGCCUUCUUCCGUCUACUGGCUCUGUGCCACACUGUGAUGCCUGAGGAAAAGAAAGAGGGGGAGCUCCACUAUCAGGCUCAGUCCCCCGAUGAGGGCGCUCUGGUCACAGCCGCAAGAAACUUUGGAUUUGUGUUCCGCUCACGCACACCGGAGACCAUCACGGUCAUAGAGAUGGGCAGACAGGUCACCUACGACCUUUUGGCUGUGUUGGACUUCAAUAAUGUGCGCAAGAGGAUGUCCGUCAUAGUGCGUGACCCUGAAGGGAAGCUGACUCUGUACUGCAAAGGAGCAGACACUGUCAUCUAUGAGAGGCUGCACUCCUCCUGUAACAAACUGAUGGGCAUCACCACCACACACCUCAAUGAGUACGCAGGCGACGGGCUUCGCACAUUAGUUCUGGCUUUCAGGGACUUGGACGAGCGCUGUGUUAAGGAGUGGAUGCAGCGCCACCACGAGGCCAGCACCGCCAUUGAAGGAAGAGAGGAGAAACUUGAACAGCUGUUUGAAGAGAUCGAAAAAGACUUGUUGCUUCUGGGAGCAACAGCUGUAGAAGACAAGUUGCAGGAUGGAGUCCCACAGACAAUAGAGCAGCUGGCUAAGGCUGACAUCAAAAUGUGGGUGUUGACUGGAGAUAAACAAGAGACGGCUGAGAAUAUCGGCUAUUCCUGCCACAUGCUGCGGGAAGAGAUGAAGGAGGUGUUUGUGGUGUCUGCAAAUACAUCAGAAGGUGUCAAAGAAGAGCUACGGAGUGCCAGAAGGAAAAUGUGUCCAACAGCGGCCGAGGAACCAACGGUGACCAAAGCUCGUGCAGGCCUCCUCUGGCUUCGGAAGACAGAAACUGUGCCUGAUGACAAAGUGGACGGAGAAUAUGCUCUUGUUAUAAAUGGACACAGUCUGGCCUUUGCUUUGGAGAAAGGCUUGGAGCUGGAACUGUUGAGGACAGCAUGCAUGUGCCAAACAGUGAUUUGCUGCAGGGUCACUCCCCUACAGAAAGCCCAGGUUGUCAAGUUGGUGAAGAAAUAUAAACAGGCAGUGACUUUGGCCAUUGGGGACGGGGCCAACGAUGUCAGCAUGAUCAAAGCCGCACAUAUCGGCGUCGGUAUCAGCGGCCAGGAGGGCAUGCAGGCUGUCCUGUCCAGCGAUUACUCCUUCGCCCAGUUCCGGUACCUGCAGCGCCUCCUGCUGGUGCACGGGCGCUGGUCCUACCUACGCAUGUGCAAGUUUCUCCACUAUUUCUUUUACAAGAACUUCACCUUCACCUUCGUGCACGUCUGGUAUGCCUUCUUCUGCGGGUUCUCGGCACAGACCGUGUAUGACCAGUGGUUUGUCAGCAUGUACAACGUACUGUACACAGUUCUCCCAGUUGUUGGCAUGAGUCUCUUUGACCAGGACGUGAAUGAUCGCUGGAGUUUCCAGUACCCUCAGCUUUACGCCCCGGGGCCUCUGAACCUUUACUUCAAUAAGAAGUCUUUUAUGCGCUGCAUGAUCCACAGCUGCUUCAGCUCCCUCGUCGUGUUCUUCAUCCCUUGGGCGGCCAUGCACGACACGGUGCGAGAUGACGGAAAAGACGUCGCGGACUAUCAGUCCUUCGCUUUACUGGUGCAGACUUGUCUCCUUGUUGUGGUCAACAUCCAGCUUUGUCUGGACACCUAUUACUGGACAGCUGUAAACCAGUUCUUCAUGUGGGGCAGCCUGGUAAUCUACUUCCUCACCACGUUUGCCAUGCACAGCAACGACAUGUUCUUCAUCUUCGCCUCUGUUUUUCCCUUCAUCGGUACAGCCAGGAGCUCCCUCAACCAGCCGAGCGUGUGGCUAACUAUAUUCUUGACAUGCCUCCUUUGUGGUUUGCCAGUGGUGGCUUUCCGUUUCAUGAUCAUCCAGCUGAGACCCACCAUCAAUGACAAGGUGAGACUAAAGGUACGUAAGGAGGUGUUGCCUGCUCCCGGUCCUCGCCAUCCACCCGCGAGGCGUAGCAGCACCCGGCGGUCGAGCUACGCCUUCUCUCACGCUGAAGGCUACGGGGAUCUCGUCACGUCCCGGAAGUUCCUGCCGAAACGUCCCGCAAAGAGUCGGCCCGCCCUGUUCAAUAAUUCCCCUUUGGCACAGAACAGACCACAACUCUACCGUACCGUGACAGAGGAGACCAGCUUUGGAUGAGAGCAGCGAUGUACGUAACACCGCCCAGCUGCUCAUCUUCUUACGUGGGAUAACUGCAGACUUUCAAAUCACGGAGGAGCUGGCAGCCAUGCAGUCAAUUAAAGACACAACCACAGGUAAUGACUUGUUCACAUAGGUAAAUGCGUGUUUGGACAUGUUAGGACUGAAAUGGGACAAGCUGGCAGGUGUGACAACAGAUGGUUGUCCAAAUCUGACGGGGAAAAAAUGUUGGACUUUUAAAGAGGAUGCAGGAUAAAGUGACAGAAAUUGACAUUUUUGCAUUGUAUUAUACAUCAUGAAGUGUUGUGUAAGACAGUGUUAAAAAUAAAACCAUCAAAAGCAAUCUGCUUUUGUAUAAAGUUAAGUUAGGUUAAAUGAAAUUAUUAUUAUUAAUAUUAUUUGUCUUACGAUAUAUCAAAAAUAAUUUGAGCAAAAUUUAAUUGAAAUAUUGUCAGUGUGGCCCUCCAGCAGUGCUCAGGUUGCUCAUGCGGCCCCCGGUAAAAAUUAAUUGCCCACCCCUGCUCCACAUAAUACUGUAUCUUAAUUAAGGAUGUCAAAGUUAACGCAUGCGAUUAAUCACAAAAAUGUAUGGCAUCAUUCAUGUAUAAAUCCAUUUUUUUAAAUAAACUUCAAUAAGCUUGUUUUCCUAAGCAAAUGUGUUAAAGAAGAGUACAUGCAGACACAUUUUGCAUUGAGAUUAUGGUUUAGUACUUUAUCUAUCGGCUAC